AUGCGUAUAGACUUCAAACAAAAGAUAGUCAACCUCGAUGGAGUCCCAAUCAAACUACAGAUAUGGGACACGGCCGGAGAGGAGAGGUUUCGGACCCUGACAACGGCGUACUACCGAGGUGCCCAAGGAAUUGUCCUCGUCUACGAUGUGACAAAUCUUGACUCAUUUAACCACUUGUCUUACUGGUUAAGAAAUAUUGAAGAGAAUGCUUCCCCCGAGGUCGUGAAGGUGUUAGCAGGCAACAAGUGCGAGGUGAGCAGCCAACAGCGAGCAGUCGACAAGGAGAGAGGACAAAAGUUGGCGGAGAGUUUUGACAUGCCGUUCUACGAAGUGUCAUGUCGCGGAGAUGUCAACGUUCAGGACACAUUCCUCACCCUCGCCCGACUCAUCCGAGACCUGCGACAAAGACGAGCGAGUUUGUUUGAAGAGCGUGAGCGACAGAGUGAUGGUGUGAAGUUAGAUGCAGAACAGAAAGCUGAGAACAGCACCUCAGCUUGUGGUUCUUGCUGAAACCUCAGUGAAGCCUCAACAGACAUCAGCCCUUAUACAUCAUGCUCAGACAACCAUUUCCGCUAGUCACGUUCUGAAUUCUUCCCAUGUCUGCCAUGCAGUUAUCAGACUAAAAACUCUUGAGAACUUGCCUUCAGUACCACUUAAAAAACAUCUCCAAUAAAUGCUUCACUGAUAAACUCCGAAUAUAUAUUGUAAUUCUGUCAAUAGCAUUUGCAUACUAAGAUUUGUUAGAAUACAGGUGCUAUUGGCAGUUGCAAUAAUGUCACAUAUUUAGCUGAGUUAUCAACACCUGUUUAUAUUUAGCUGUGAUACCAACACCUAUAUGCAUUUAGCUGAGUUGUCAGCAAUUACAUGUCAGCAACACCUGUGCAUAGGUAGUUUGCCCCUCCCCCCCAAUAGAUGAUACUAUAUGUUCUUUGUGUGAACUCUUAUAUUUUUUAUUCACACUUUCAUUUAAUCAAAAAGUAACGGUGAAAAUUUUAACAUAGUAAGGUGAUCAGGUGGAAAUAGUACGUAUUUGGUGAUUAGUUCCCUAGACAUAUUUCUCGGUUUUGAAACAAAUGUAGCCUUAUUGAUUUUGAAAUAGUGUUAGGACAAUGCAGUAUUUACCUGUUAGUAUUAUAUAUAUAUUUUCUUUUUGACUACCACUGUGUUAUGCUUAGUUUACUUUUCAAUGCAGAAUUCGUAGCUGGAAGUAUUUCUUCAAAGAUGCACUAGACAAGACAUGGUUAGUAUGCGUCAUUCAUAGGUAUUGAAGAAUGGGAACAUGUAUGCUAAGGAAGGGUUGAGAAAUACCUAGGUAAGCCUUGUUUUAAAUAGGUGAUAAUUUUAAUGCAGCUGAUACAGAUAUUAAUUCCUUGAUAUACUGAACACCGAUCUGGUUUUCUUGCAGACUUACCAGCACCUGUAUGUGGUUAAGGGUAACAAGCAUACAUUAAUCAUGAACAUAUUGGCACUUAACAAUUGCUCUUUAGGAAACAGACGUAGAAAACAGAAAUACACGACAAAUGCCCAUUUACCAGUAGGGAUAUUGGAUAGCGUGAAUACCUAUUUCUAUACAGUGCAGUACCUGGUAACUGAUAACUGUCAGGCUAUGAAAGACAUUAAGACAAGACGAGAUUUGAGAAAAGAAUAGUUAGCUUUUGAUUGAGAUUCAGGUCUGUUUAAUUAUACUGGGGAAAAAGAACUAGUAGAGUAUAUACAUCUAUUGAUAGUUUACAAUGAAAAUGAUGCUACUAUACGUCUUUUUAAAAAAGAUUCAUUGCAGAACAUUGUAUUGUAAUGUCAGCUUUGCGUUUAUGAUGUUGCUUAAGAAUCAUCAAUAAACCGGUAUUGCAUCUCCCUUGGAAUGCUCUACAGUUUAUUACCCAGUGUUACGGAUUUACAGCCAAAGUUAACAGUGAUAAAAAUGGCAUAUAUAUAUGUACAUAUAUGCAUAAAUCGGAAAUUCGUGGCCUAAAAGUACGGCAAAAUGAAGUAAGAAUGGAUGAUUUGUUAAACAAAAGGCAAUUCAAGUAUUUGGUAAACUUAGGAUAUUGGAAUCUGUGUGUUAUUAAACUGUAAGUAUAACAUUAUAGGUUAAUAAUUUGUGCAAUAUGACUAAAGAAUAAGAACCAUGCUUGAGCAUUGAUUUGCUUCGAAUGAUUUUAAAGGAGAAAAUAUUAUUACACGCGGUACUGUCUUAGCAAUUUAGCAAUAUAGAUAUUUUUCAUAAAUAUCAUUAUUCUGCUUGUUAUGUUACGAAAAGCCGCUUUACCCUUUGGUCAAAAUGCACAGGGUGUUUGAGUGCUCAACAUUGUGGUUCUGUGCCUGAACGACUGUCAGUAAUACCAGGUCAGAUGCAUAUUAUACAGUACAGCUAAUGACAUCAUAGCCUUACAGAAGACUGGACUGAUAAAUCUGAAAAGCAGUGAGGGACUAAUAUUCCAUAUAUUUCUGCCAAGGCAUUACGCUGGAAUAUGUUGCAGCUGCUGUAGUAAAAGUGCCUUGAAGACCAUAGGUCAUGGAUAAUACCAUAGGGAUGAAAAUAUACUGCAGAAAAUACUGUAAUCUGACCAGUAACCAGAAUUUUAAUUUGAAAGCAAUCACACUUAAUUAUAGCCAAAAUAUAGUUUUAGAUCAGAUCAGUGCAGUUUGUUUCCAGAUUUCAGACAGCUCUAGAUACCAAAGAAAGAUUAUUCCUUUUUUAACAAAUGGGAAAUAAAUCGAACAAUAAUAGUAUGAUGUUGCGCGCGCGCGCGCGCGCGUGAACACACACACACACACACACACACACACACACACACACA
This is a messenger RNA of Penaeus chinensis, 2801 nucleotides long. Its product is annotated as ras-related protein Rab-8A-like. NCBI's taxonomy places the organism in Eukaryota, Metazoa, Arthropoda, Malacostraca, Decapoda, Penaeidae. The transcript is spliced from 6 exons. Gene Ontology annotation, molecular function: GTP binding; GTPase activity. The record is from RefSeq and is a predicted model, not a curated record. The coding region runs from base 1 to 510 and encodes 169 amino acids.